AUGGCGUUGCGUGCGCGUGGCAUUCAUUCCAUUAUCGGAGGGGAAGGAGAAUCCUCCAAGAAGACAGCCAGACAAUGUUCCAUAAUCCUCUUACUCCUACUCGUAUGCCCGCGGGCUGUGAAUUCUUGUGGGCACGACAGUCACGCGUCGGUUUCUCUCUCUCUCCCUCUUUCGUUAUUGGGCGGAGAUGGGCUGCUGGCAUUCCUUCUAAACUGGGCAUUGUGCUGAUGCCCCCAGACGGUGGCAGAGAAGAACGGAGAGGACCAGCCGAGACUUCUACCUCACAGGGGAGCUCCGCUACAUAGUCUCUAAUGGCCACCUCGCCCUCGUUCGCCUGCCUCUCUGCACUUCUUCCUCUUCUUCUUCUCCGGUGGAUACCUCCAGCUGGUAGCAUAGUCUCUCGCUUUCUCCACACGCAAUUUCUUUUCUAUGAUGCUGCUUAUUCCUCCCAUUGUGUUGGAAUCAGAUUCCUAUGAUCCGUUCGACCCGAACGGGAACAUCACCAUCAAGUGGGAUUUGAUGCAGCUGACGGACAGCGGAUAUGUAGUAUGCCUCUGCUCCCAUCUUCAUUCAAUGCUGAUUUUCUUCUCCUCGUUUUCCACGAAGAUUUUAUUCUCAGAAUCGUCACUUGACACCAAAAUUAACAUAUCAGUACGCUGAUAACAUGUCUCUUGAUAAAUAAAUUAACAGACAUCCUUUGGUUUCCAACCAUAACCUGAUUCCACUUUUAACCAUCACCCUCAUCCACUCCCCCAUGAAACUUUUCCGAAUUGCCUUCGGCUGCUAUUUCUUCAGCUGGCUGCUGACUUCUGUGAUUCAUCAUAGAAUUAUUGUCUAGUGGGUAAAAACUAAAGAGAGAAAAAGAGCCCCAUUGUAACCAUGAGAUGAAUAAAUAGGUGACGAGAUGAUCAGGAUCAUGAGCCCAAGCUAUGGUUUGUCUACUCUAAUACAUGUAGAUAUGCUUAUUUAUAUAUUUGUAUCCAUAGUCACGUACAAAAAUAUCUGUUUUUUUUUCUUUCUUUCCAACUUUAGUACAGUUGACAUUGCUCUGUUUCGAUGCUCUACAGGCAAUGGUGGACAUCAACAACUAUCAGCUCUUCCGCCACGUUGAGAGACCGGGUUGGAAGCUCAAGUGGGAGUGGCCGGGGGAUGAAGUGAUCUGGGAUAUACGGGGUGCAGAGGCAUCAGAGCAAGGGAACUGCAGCAAGUACAAGGGGCAGCUGCCCCACUGCUGCCUGAAAUGGCCUGUCGUCGUCGACCUACUUCCAGGGACUCCAUACAACUAUCAAGUGCGCAACUGCUGUAAAGCGGGAGUGCUGUCCUCCAUAACUCAGGGCCCAUCCAGCAGUGCUGCCUCUUUCCAGAUUGAUGUCGGUAAUAUUCGGUAUGGCAAAAAGCAUGAGGUCCUAAGACCCCGGAACUUUGCUCUUGGGCUCCACGGCUACACUUGCGGGGAGGCAAUUGACUCUGAUCCUACCAAGUUUCUGAGUGGAGAUAAGAGGAGGAAGACACAAGCUCUCCGUAAGUGACCUCUGGGAGAGAGUGGGGAGGGUUUGGAUUUGAGAACAUAUCUAUAUUUUCUCUUGGGUUUGAUUAUUUGAUAUUUAUGUGUUUGGAGGGGAAUUUAUUCGGACUAAUUCCUAAACCAUCAUCGUGGACCCCUUGAAUACCUCGGAUUUAACUAUAUUUGGUCUUCAUACAUGCCCCAUAGGCGUCGGUCAGGGCAUGUCUUCAUUCACAUGCAGAAAAUCAUUGCCUUGGAAUAGGACUAGUCUGGCGGGAUGCACCAAAGCGUUGAGAAAGUUGGCAGGUGGCCAUGCGAAUAUGAUGUUAAGAAGCAUCGACACUUCUAAUAGAAAGAAAGAAGAAAAGAAAAAUUAUAUUUUUGUGACAGAAGUGGAAGAUUAUUCAUCCUUUGAAGGUUGACUAAGUUAGUUCCAUCAGAUGGCUAAGCCUCUAUGUGGCAUUGAUCAUUUUAUUUUCUCCUGCCAUAGAUUAGAAGCAGCGUCCCCAUCUCUUCUUUCAUCUUCUUUCAAGAUGUUGAUCCGCUCCAGGAUGAUUUUUUUUCAGAUACGUGGAAAGUCACAUGCUCCUACUCUCAAUUCAUAGCAUCGGCCAGCCCCAGCUGCUGUGUAUCUCUCUCCACAUUUUACAGCAGUACCAUCGUCGAGUGCCCCCAUUGCAGCUGCGGGUGCCCAGAUGGUCCAUCAGCAGUGAAAUGUGCAAGGCAAGUUUCCUCUUUCUCUGUCUCUCUUCUUCCGUAGCCAUGGCCCAACAUUCCCGCUGUUAUUUUCUCUAUUUUAAUCCAUUAAAUAGCAUCUCCUUUGGUAAUGAAAGGGCCGUGAUUUAUUUAUUUAUUUAUUUAUUUUCUUCUUAUUCUCCGUUCUUAUCCAUGGUUCUGCUUGUUCCAUGCUAGGUAUGGGGAAGAAGCACAAGUUCUACAGUUUCCCAAUGAUGGAGACUCGCCUCCACCCUUUGUGAGGUGCACCCAGCACAUGUGCCCGAUUCAGAUUCACUGGCAUGUGAAGGUGAGCUACAGAGAGUACUGGAGGGUCAAAGUGACGGUGACCAAUUACAACUUGGUCCACAACUACAGCGAGUGGAAUCUGGUCGUCAACCAUCCCAACCUUGAGAGACUGACGCAGGUCUUCAGCUUCGAGCAUGAGUAUCUCCGUAAUUAUGGACCAAUCAGUAAGUCUGCAUCAUCAUACAAGCAUUAGGAUUUCUUUUUUCUGUAUCCCUUUUUCCCCAGAAAAUGGCAUCAUAUUCCAUGAAAUUCAUUGUUUUAGGAUCUGGGUACAGAUCGAAAAGGCUGUAUCUCUCCUAUUUUCAGUGGCUUUUCUAUUUUUUAUCCAUUUUUUCGGACUAGAAGUUCAUCGGUUUUGAGAUUACGAGAGAGAGAGAGAUAGAGAGAGAGAGUAUAUUUCUGUGGGUCCAACUAUAGGAAAACCCCGCAUUUGAUUCAGUAGAAGCUAUGUUCAUCCCCUUGCCAUAUUUCCAACCCGAGGCCUAGCGUGUUCUUGCAGACGAUACGGCGAUGUUCUGGGGGAUCCCCUACUACAACGACAUCCUGCUCCAGUACGGCGAGAGUGGGAACGUCCAGACGGAGAUGCUGCUGCGCAAGGACCCCGCCGCCUUCACCUUCAAGGCGGGCUGGACCUUUCCAAGGCGGAUUAUGUUCAACGGCGAGGACUGCGUGAUGCCCCCCCCGGACCUCUACCCCCAGCUCCCCAGCUCCUACUCUGGAGGCGGCGACGCCACCACAACCAGGGCGGCAGCGGCCUGUCUCCUCCUCCUCGGCCUCCUCUUGCUCGAUGUCUCCGUAAUCUCUUAA
Molecule: messenger RNA, 3334 nt
Organism: Spirodela intermedia
Lineage: Eukaryota; Viridiplantae; Streptophyta; Magnoliopsida; Alismatales; Araceae
Source: the annotation of a GenBank genome assembly